Dichomitus squalens LYAD-421 SS1 is the source of this 1218-nucleotide messenger RNA. RefSeq lists its product as uncharacterized. Lineage: Eukaryota; Fungi; Basidiomycota; Agaricomycetes; Polyporales; Polyporaceae. Bases 1 to 1218 code for a protein of 405 amino acids. The transcript has a single exon. The record is from RefSeq and is a predicted model, not a curated record.
AUGGACGUCAAAACCGCAUUCCUGAACGGUGAUCUUGAGGAAGAGAUCUAUAUGGAACAACCGGAAGGUUGGGUCGUCAAGGGAAAAGAGGAUCACGUUUGCUUGCUCAAGAAGGCUAUCUAUGGUCUUAAGCAGGCUUCGCGUCAAUGGAAUGCGAAGAUCCAUCAAUCCCUUCUUGAUCUGGAGUUUACACGGACGUAUUCCGAUGCCGGCGUAUACGUAUAUCGGCGACAUGGGGGGAAUUCAGUCACCAUUGUGGUUCUUUAUGUCGACGAUCUACUCCUCUUCGGCGAUAACAAGAAUCACAUCAAGCAAGUCAAACGGAUGCUCGGACGCCAGUACAAAAUGACGGACUUAGGCGCAGUACAGCGCUUCCUUGGUCUUCGCAUUCGUCGUGAUCGUGCUUCGCGCAUUGUCGACAUUGACCAGGAAGACUAUGUCCAGUCUGUCUUAGAGCGUUUCGAGAUGGCUGACUGUAAACCUGCCAAUACCCCUCUUCCUGCGGGUGCUGCUCUCGUCAAGUACGACGGACUCGCCUCAGACGCUGAACGAUCGUGUUACCAGAGCCUCAUUGGUAGUCUUAUGUACGCCAUGCUCGGUACAAGACCAGAUAUCGCCUUUGCCGUCACUCGUCUCUCCCGAUACAGUGCCAAUCCCUCGCCCGACCACAUGAAGUAUGCCAAAUACAUCUUACGCUACCUGCAAGGCACUCGCACCUACAGGAUUCGCUACAACGGCGCUUCUAACGAUGGCUUAAUUGCGUACUCGGACUCUGACUGGGCUGAAGAUCGAGACGACCGGCACUCUACCUCGGGCACGAUCUUCUUGUUAGCCGGUGGUGCCAUAUCAUGGGCAUCAAGGCGUCAGCCUACCAUUUCGCUCUCCUCAACUGAGGCGGAAUAUAAAGCGGCCUCUGACACCUGCAGACAGAUGGCGUGGCUGAGGACGUUCUUUGACGAACUCGGAUACGACAUGAGCGAGCCAACCCCUCUCUGUGUAGAUAAUCAAGGGUCGAUCUUCCUCUCUGUCAAUCCGGUAGUCGAACGUCGGACAAAGCACGUGGAGAUCUGGUAUCACUUCGUUCGCGAAUUCUACGAAGCUGGACAAGUGGACAUCUUCUACGUCGCUACGGCUGACAUGCUGGCUGAUGCUCUCACAAAGAACGUUCCUCUGACAAUCGUCAAGAAGUUCUGUGAAGGUGUUGGUCUUCGACACUGA